Molecule: messenger RNA, 4580 nt
Organism: Tinamus guttatus (white-throated tinamou)
Lineage: Eukaryota; Metazoa; Chordata; Aves; Tinamiformes; Tinamidae
Source: RefSeq, a predicted model, not a curated record
GAUCACAUUAUGGAGGAAGGCUAUGAACUUGACCUCACAUACAUCACAGAGCGGAUCAUUGCUGUAUCCUUCCCUGCUAGCUGUUCUGAAGAAACGUACCUGCACAACCUGCAAGAUGUAACCCGAAUGCUCAAAUCCAAACAUGGGGAUAACUACUUGGUGUUAAACCUUUCUGAAAAGAGAUAUGACCUUGCCAAGCUUAACCCAAAGAUUCUGGAUGUGGGCUGGCCUGACCUUCAUGCUCCACCUCUCGAUAAGGUGUGCACCAUCUGCAAAGCUAUGGAGUCUUGGCUCAGUGGCGAUCCCCAACAUGUGGUGGUGAUCCACUGCAGAGGAGGAAAAGGAAGGAUAGGCGUAGUCAUAUCAUCAUAUAUGCACUUCACCAAUGUUUCUGCAAGUGCUGAUCAGGCUCUAGACAGAUUUGCUAUGAAGAAAUUCUUUGAUGAUAAAGUUUCGACUUUAAUGCAGCCAUCCCAGAAAAGAUAUGUGCAAUUUCUAAGUGGCCUUUUAUCUGGAUCUAUGAAAAUGAGUACAACCCCUGUUUUCCUGCACUAUGUUAUCCUUCAUGGCAUUCCGAGCUUUGAUGUUGGAGGAGUUUGUCGGCCUUUUCUGAAGUUAUACCAGGCUAUGCAACCAGUUUAUACAUCUGGAAUAUAUAGCCUAGGGCCAGAAAAUCAAAGCCGCAUAUCCAUUGCUAUAGAGCCAGCCCAGCUAUUGAAGGGAGACAUUAUGCUAAAAUGUUACCACAAAAAAAAUCGGUCAGCUGCUCGGGAUGUGGUUUUUCGUCUUCAGUUUCACACCGGAGCUGUUCAAGGACAUGGCCUAGUGUUUGGCAAAAAGGACUUAGAUAAUGCCAACAAAGAUGACCGUUUUCCUGAUUAUGGGAAGGUAGAACUAGUGUUUUCAGGAACUCCUGAGAAAAUUCAAGGAGGUUAUCACCUUCAGAAUGACCAUGGAGUGAUAGUUGAUUAUAAUACUACAGAUCCACUGAUACGCUGGGACUCCUAUGAAAAUAUGGGCCCUGAUGGGGAAGUGCUGCAUACCCAGGGUCCCAUUGAUGGCAGUCUGUAUGCAAAAGUGAGAAAGAAGAGCUCUUCGGACACCAGCAUCCCUGGUGUUGCUCACAGUGUUCCUGUAGCCAGCAGUCCCGAUCACAGUGAUCAUACCCUCUCUGUCAGCAGUGAUUCUGGACAUUCAACAGCUUCUAUCAGGACAGACAAAACUGAGGAGCGCCUGGCUCCAGGAGGCAAAAGGGGUUUAAGCCCACAAGAGAAGGCAGAACUUGACAAGCUACUUAGUGGUUUUGGUCUGGAGGAUUCUCUCAGUACCACCAAGGAUAUGACUGAUGUCCGAAGCAAGUACAGUGGUAUUCGCCACAGAGUUCCAGCUCAGUUUCAUGUGAAUGGAGACACCAAGCUGAAGGACAGGGAGACUGAUAUUCUGGAUGAUGAAAUGCCCAAUCAUGACCUUCACAGUGUGGACAGCAUUGGAACUUUGUCCUCCUCAGAAGGUCAGCACUCCACCCACUUCAGUUGCCACAAGAGCAGUCAGAACUCCCUUCUCUCAGAUGGCUUUGGAAGUAACACAGGGGAAGACCAUCACAGUGCUCUUGCCCCAGACCUGGGAAUUGGCGUGGAUCCCCUCUAUGAGAGAUCGUUUGGAAGCACGGAGCCAAAGCCAACACAGCAACUGCAAAGGAAUCCUUCUGUCUCGCCUCAGCCUCCAGCCUAUGGCCCAAAUAACUACUCUACCCAGACUUGGGUACGCCAGCAGCAGAUAGUCACUGCUCACCAGUACAGUUUUGCCCCAGAGAAUGAAGUCAGGGUUGGCAUUCAUAACACUGUAGAGAAUUCAAGCAGUGUCCAGAAAAAGUCCCGGAUCCCAGACACCCCAAUGCGGGGCUCCAGCAGCAGAGAUGCUGUGCAGAGAGGGCUUGGAAAUGUGCCGUGUAUCAGCGAAACUGCAGAACACACCAGCGGUGAUAGUUUUAAGCCAAAAUUAGUGCCUCAGCAGGACAAAAAUGGUCUGGAUCUAGGACUGAAUGCAGGGGCCUUGCCAGCUUCUCCAACUUUGGAUAUUGAUCAGUCCAUUGAGCAGCUGAACAGGCUCAUCUUGGAAUUAGACCCUACAUUUGAACCUAUCCCGACUCGCAUUAAUAUCAUUACCACGGACCUAAAUCAAGUAAAUGGCUUCCGCAGUCCUGAUGCAAACAUGGAAGGGCUUGGCAGGAACCCGGGCUUCCAUGAGAAGGGAGAGCUAACAAGCAAGAAUCACUCCCAGCCUGCAGCAGAUUUGCAAGAUGAUAAUGCCCCAGGAGGAAGGAUCAGGAAGCUGAGUGUUGGGCAGUAUGACAAUGAUGUCCCUGGGCAGCCAAUGUACACCAAGUGUGGAUGGAUGAAGUCUCCUGCUGCUGACCAGGCUGUAAAUCCAGGAUCGCGAAUUGCUGUAGGGGAGACCAAAGAGAUGGCAUGUUACCAAGAUGAAAUAGAUGGAGGAAUCUACUCCCCAACCAAAAUUGGAAAUGAAGCUGUCUCAUCCACACCAAUGUUUCCACUAUCACCAGAGACACCAUAUGUUAAAAUGCCACCACUAUAUCAUCAACAUAUUCCCUCCAGUCAAAAGACCAGCAGCCCAUCUGAGCUGUACAGAACUGGUCUUGAAUCACGUGGUUACACAGAAGCCCACAACCACUCUGUUGUGAUGUCUGACAGCACCAUGGGCAGUAACCCUACUCUGCUGAGGACCAACAUGCAGCUGGAUCCUUCCUUUCAGCGAGCUUUUGCAUCUUCGUGUGCAGUUUCAAAUAACAGCCCUGUCCCAGGGGGAGAAAGCUCUUCUGCGACAGAUUGUCCUUGGCUUGAAAGCAGCCCUAAAUCUUCCUCGUCACUCCAGCUUUCCAUGGGAAGCAGCAGGCCAGGAGGAAGUUACCUUGUACCCUCCGAAUUUUCAAACCUUGUGCAGGAUGGUUCUCUCUUGUCUCAUUUCCAAACACCAGGACUGCAUGCGGUGGCCCUGAGCAGUCUGGACAACUCACCAGCAGAGCAGCAGCAAGAACCUGCUGUCAACAGCAGCACUCAGGCCUACCUCAACUAUAGUGGGGGCGCAAUGGGCAGCAGCUCCCCUCUAGAGGAGAAACAAUCUGCUUUGAUGGUCAACUCUAGCCUUUCCCCUAAAGCCAUGAGCUCAUCUGUGGCAAGUGCAGAGGACCACAACUUCUUGCCACACAACUUUCUUACAGUGACCUCUGGACACAAUGAUCAGACCAGCACGGUUCAGCAGCAUCAUAGGGAGAACCUUCCCUCUCAGCCACCUCUUCCAGAGAAAAAGAGGUCCUCUGAAGGAGACCGUUCCUUUGCCUCCAUCUCACCUUCCUCAAGUGGCUUCUCUAGCCCCCACAGUGGAAGCACCAUCAGCAUCCCAUUCCCCAAUGUCCUUCCAGAUUACUCAAAAGUUUUAAGCACUUCCCCAUUGCCAGAAAACGCAACUGAUAAACAUGUGACUGUAAAAUUUGUCCAGGACACGUCCAAGUUUUGGUAUAAGCCAGAUAUUUCAAGAGAACAAGCCAUCGCUGUUCUCAAGGACAAGGAGCCUGGGUCAUUCAUUGUUCGAGACAGUCACUCCUUCUACGGGCUAGCUAUGAAAGUUGCCACACCACCUCCUUCCGUGAUACAGUUGAACAAGAAAGUUGGAGAUUUGUCAAAUGAGCUUGUAAGGCAUUUUCUGAUUGAAUGCACUCACAAGGGGGUGCGCUUGAAAGGAUGCCCAAAUGAACCAUAUUUUGGCAGUUUGACAGCCCUGGUGUAUCAGCACUCCAUCACUCCCCUGGCGCUGCCCUGCAAGCUGCUUAUCCCGGGCAGAGAUCCCUUGGAGGAGAUAGCAGAAACGUCUCCACAGACUGCUGCAAACUCAGCAGCAGAGCUUCUCAAACAGGGUGCAGCAUGUAAUGUGUGGUAUCUAAAUUCAGUGGAGAUGGAGUCCCUCACAGGCUACCAGGCUGUGCAGAAAGCUUUAAGCCUGACACUGAUGCAAGAUCCUUCGCCCAUCUCAACCGUGGUCCAUUUCAAGGUGUCUGCACAGGGCAUCACACUGACAGAUAAUCAAAGAAAACUCUUUUUUCGUCGACAUUAUCCUGUCAACACAGUUAUUUUCUGUGCUUUGGAUCCACAGGACAGAAAAUGCAUGAAAGAUGGCCUUUCUGCAAAAGUGUUUGGGUUUGUGGCCAGGAAGCAAGGCAGUGCCACGGACAACGUUUGUCACUUAUUUGCGGAGCACGACCUGGAGCAACCUGCCAGUGCCAUUGUGAACUUUGUAUCAAAGGUCAUGAUUGGAUCCCAGAAGAAGAUCUGAUGCCUUGACGCCCUUGACCCAGAGCUCUUCACUGGCUUGAAGGAAAGCAGAGAGAGGCAGAAAGAGACUAUUCAGCAUCAAAGGCUGAACCUCGGCAGCCCCAAGAACGAAAGCAGAGGGCAAUCUGUUUGCAUUAAGUUUGGAAGAGGACAGUCAUUUCUUUGAAGAUGCCUCUGAACGAUCGAAGCAUUAUCUCUUUAUACCAAAGGACUAAGCAAAAGAAUUUGGGUGCC